GGGAGGUCAAAGAUAAGACUAUAAAAUACUAAAACAAAAUACACCGACUUUGGUGCAUAACUUCUUUUAGUAAUCGUUGAACGCUGAAACAAGAAACAUGUUUUUCAAACUUUCUACAACUUUUGUGGUUUUGCUGAGUUUCGUGAGCUUGGCCUUUUCUGCGGUUUCCGUAAGCCAGCCAUCAGUUCAUCCAGAUCACCCCGGUAAAUGUUGGUACAGUGACACAAUGAAGGCCUAUGAUGUCGGUGAUGUUUUCACGGUACCAGAGUGUACUAGGGUAACUUGUCUGGGAGGUUUACGCUUCGAAUAUGCAUCGUGUGGCGUUAUUGGAACUUCACCACCGUGUUAUGUUGUCAAAGGAGACUCAAGUUUGCCAUAUCCUGAGUGUUGUCCUGAUGUGAAAUGUGAUUAACGUGGUGUGACCGAUUUUUCGUCCUCGUUCUAACUUACAUCGAAAAUAUUGAUUAAAUGUGAUUAUUAUGGUGAUUAAACAAAGCUCGUUCUAAAUUUUUGAUGAGGUUGUACAUGUACAUUCUGAUUUAUCAAAGCACUGGUGCUUUGGAUUUAUUUAAGAAAAUUAUGAGUCGAGGUCGCAGCCUAUCAUAUAACAGGCAAUAAAUUUCAAAAUAAAUGUA
Bradysia coprophila is the source of this 635-nucleotide messenger RNA. It is a transcript of the gene Phax, whose product is annotated as phosphorylated adaptor for RNA export. Gene Ontology annotation, cellular component: nucleus. Gene Ontology annotation, biological process: snRNA export from nucleus. The record is from RefSeq and is a predicted model, not a curated record. NCBI's taxonomy places the organism in Eukaryota, Metazoa, Arthropoda, Insecta, Diptera, Sciaridae.